AUGGAUUUUGGUACCACAGGUAGCUACCUGUUGAAAUUUACCAAUUUUGCCUUUUUUGAAAAUCCAAACUUUGCAGCUUCACCAGGGUCAAACCAGUUGAGAUAUGAUGAUGAAAUUUUGACAGGUGAAAUAUCUCUAUUUAAAAUGGGAAUGACAGAGGAAGACUACACCUACCUCUGUACUGAUGUGGAUUUUAUCAUCCAUGCUGCAGCUGCAGUCAAUUUAGCCUAUCCAUAUCAGGCUUUACAUGGGCCCAAUGUUCUUGGAACAUACAAUGUUAUAAGGUUUGCCUGUACUGGAAAAAUAAAACCACUACAUUAUAUAAGCACAAAUGCUGUCAUUGCUCAAGGUGUCCAAAAUUUUAAAGAAAACGCCAGCAUCGAAGAAUUUCAUGAUAGACUUACUGAUGGAUAUUCCCAAACUAAAUGGGUCGCUGAGAGACUGGUACAGUUAGCAGAGGCUCGUGGACUUCCAACAACCAUCUACAGAUUAGGAAACAUGUCAGGGGAUAGUAAAUCUGCUUAUUGGAAUCCUCAAGAUUUCACUCUGAUACUAUUGAAGACCUGUGCUAACAGUGCUCUGGCGCCAUUAGUAGACUGGAAGAUGGAGAUGACUCCUGUAGACUUUGCUGCACAAUUCAUAGUCAACGUUGUCCAGAGACCGUCAUUAUCAACUAAAAAUAUCUUCCAUGUAAUUAAUGACAAUCCACUAGAAUCAAGAUGGGUGUUUGAAUGGAUGAAUUCACAUGGUUAUAAUCUCGAGCUGCUGCAGUUCCAGGAAUGGAAAACCAAGGUGUUAAAUCUAUUGAAUAAAUCUAGUAGUGAUAAUGUAAAACUGGUGGCUCUUCUUGAUUCAUAUUUGAAGUAUGAAAAUUUUGUAGAGAAUCCACAAACACUGGCCACGAACAAUUUCCACCAGGCCUUGAGUCAGUGUGGACUUUCUUACCCUUACACAGAUACUGCCUUGCUUCAAAUCUACUUCAAGAACUUGUCUUCAAGAGGAACUAUAGUCCAUACCAGACAUCAUCUUUCAG
Lottia gigantea (owl limpet) is the source of this 1033-nucleotide messenger RNA. RefSeq lists its product as hypothetical. The annotation marks the transcript as partial. Lineage: Eukaryota; Metazoa; Mollusca; Gastropoda; Lottiidae. The transcript has 8 exons. The record is from RefSeq and is a predicted model, not a curated record.